Corylus avellana is the source of this 792-nucleotide messenger RNA. The record is from RefSeq and is a predicted model, not a curated record. NCBI's taxonomy places the organism in Eukaryota, Viridiplantae, Streptophyta, Magnoliopsida, Fagales, Betulaceae.
AUGUUGCUCAUUCCCAACAAAGACAAUAACAAGAAAGUGGGGAGUUUAUACAGCAUCACCAACCUAAAAAUCUCUAACGUUAACCUCCCCAUCCAUUACAACAAAAGAUGUUGUGGUUCUUCCUUCGAUUGGUUGAGCUUUGUAACGAAGAGUUCCUUUGUUAUCCUCUUCAACCCCAUCAGAAAUGAAAAAAUCAAUCUCUCGCAGCUUGAAAGACAUAGAGGCUAUAGAAGGAAUGUUAAGCAGUGUACAGUCAAAAAACUUAAAUUGUCCCCAGACCCCUCUGAGGACUCGGACUGGCUUGUCGAGGGAAUAUUUGGUGAAUAUAGCGACUUAGUUUUCAUGAAAUUAGGUGAUGAAUCUUGGACUUAUCAUGUGCAUGGAGAGUUGUUCUCUAAUGUUUUAUAUUAUAAAGGCCAGGUUCUCGCCAUUGAUCAUCGAAGUGAGCUUAUAUCCCUCGAUAGGCAAGGUAUGACCGGUUAUUUUAAGGUGCACAAGCUAGUGCUAGAUGAUGAAAGUGGAAGACUGGUGGAGCGGGAGGAGGUGAAGAACAUAGGAGAUGAUGCAUUGUACGUGGGAGACAACCAAUCUAUAUCUAUUUCAACUUCUGACUUUUUGGAUUGUUGGCCUAACGGCCCUAACUCCAUAUAUUACACUGAUGACUACAUUACUGCAUAUGAAUAUAAUCCAAAUGUGCUGAUUGACAUGAGUAUCUUCAAUUUAGAAGAUGGAAGCACUAGACUACACUACAAACCAAUUCCUACCCACAAGAAUUUGCCUCCCCCAAUUUAG